This is a messenger RNA of Bufo bufo (common toad), 1462 nucleotides long. RefSeq names its product phospholipid phosphatase 1 (gene PLPP1). Bases 233 to 1087 code for a protein of 284 amino acids. The transcript has 6 exons. NCBI's taxonomy places the organism in Eukaryota, Metazoa, Chordata, Amphibia, Anura, Bufonidae. The record is from RefSeq and is a predicted model, not a curated record. Gene Ontology annotation, molecular function: phosphatidate phosphatase activity. Gene Ontology annotation, biological process: phospholipid metabolic process; phospholipid dephosphorylation; signal transduction.
AUCAACAUUACGCCGCCUCAGCCUCCCCGUGCAGUCAGACAGACGGGAGUCCCGGGCACGCUGGUCGCCUGUAGUCUGUGACAACCCCGUCCUCGCCUGCGGUGUCACCGUCACUCCCACCUGGACUCUAAGCACCCGGGAGCUGUCGCCUGUAGCUGGACUGUCACACAUGAGACUGCUGCAGUGACCGGCACUUGUCUCACUGCUGGCGGCUGACAGCAAAUUCAGCAAAAUGUUUGACAAAACGAGGAUCCCCUUCGUAGUCCUGGACGUAGUGUGUGUGGUGCUUGCUGGCUUACCAUUGGGCGUUUUAAAGUUGAUCACAAAAAAGCCGUAUCAGAGAGGUUUUUUCUGUAAUGACGAGAGCAUCAAGUAUCCAUUCCAUGACAGUACCGUCACCUCCACUGUACUCUACACAGUAGGGUUCUCCCUGCCUAUAUGCUCUAUCAUUUUAGGGGAAGCCCUGUCUGUGUUUUAUAACUGCUUGCAGUCUAAUGGCUUCAUCCGCAAUCACUAUGUAGCCACUAUCUACAAAGCCAUUGGCACGUUCAUCUUUGGAGCUGCAGUAAGCCAGUCGCUGACAGAUAUCGCCAAGUACACUAUCGGGCGCCUGAGGCCUCACUUUCUGGAUGUCUGUAAACCAGACUGGACCAAGAUCAACUGCACUGCCGGAUACAUUGAGAACUUUGUUUGUCAAGGAGAUGCUGUGAAGUCCAGUGAGGCGAGGUUGUCCUUCUAUUCGGGCCAUUCCUCUUUCUCCAUGUACUGCAUGCUCUUUCUGGCACUGUAUCUUCAGUCCCGGAUGAGAGGCUAUUGGGCCAGACUGUUGCGGCCGACCGUUCAGUUCGCUCUCAUCGCUGUGUCCAUCUAUGUUGGUCUGUCCAGGGUCUCGGACUAUAAGCAUCACUGGAGCGAUGUGCUAAUUGGACUCAUCCAAGGAGCCAUUGUUGCUGUACUUAUUGUUCUAUACGUCUCAGAUUUCUUCAAAAACAAGAAAAGUGGGCUCAAUCAGAAAGAAGAAGAUUCGCACACUACUCUGCAUGAGACGUCAACUAACGGGAACCACUACGGCAGUCACCAGCCUUGAAAGCCACUCUGUCUCAAACAAAAACAUAUCCAGCUUUCUUAUACACAGUAUUAAGAGUGUAAUCUCUUAAUCCCUUUUAAUUAACCUUUAACCCCGUUAGUGCUGGAGGGGCUAAUCCUGCAUGGCACUCUAGCACUUAAGCCUUUUAAAUUGCACCACUCAAUGCAGCCAUUUUGUGACCCAAAUCGAUCUGAAAAUGCAGCAUUGGUGAAGAUGCUGCAUUCUCACAAUCAUUAAUAGGGAUGACAGAAAGGCUGCCUAACCUGUAUGUAAGCGAAAUGUGCAAUGGACAGCUGCUGCUAUACCUGUUGGAUGCCCACUUUGUAUAUAGUUAUAAAGAACACAUUUUUAUGUAUAAUGUUAUAGCUUUAAAAA